AUGAAUAAUAUUGAAUCUUCUAAACUUUUAACAACAUUAAUUACAAAUUAUGCAUUAGAUGAUAAUACAGUAGAUACAAAUGUACCGUUUAUAUUAGAAGCUAUAACACAAUACCAGCUUUUAAGUAAUGUAGAAGAACAAAUGGUAUUACAUAAAUGGUGUACUCGAGUAAAUUCUUUGUUACAUUCUAAAGUUAUGAAAGCAAGAUGGGCAGGAAUUUGUUUUAUUAAAAUUUCCUUUGAACAAUCUGAAGAAAUAUUUUUACAAAACUUACAAAGUUGGACGACCACAUUAAUGAUUUUACUUACAAAACCAGAACCAACACUUGUUUUAAAAGAAAUAAUAACAACAUUAACGGAAUUAUUUAAUAAAACACAAAACAAACCAGAAUUACAGAGAGAAAUUACAACACAACAAUUACCAAGAUUCAAUACGUUUUUAAUAAAGUUAUCAGGAUUAAAUAAGAGACUAUUACCUACAAUAUUUAGUGCAUUAUCACUUUCAGUUAAAAAUUUCCCAUCAAUAUUUCGUCCUGUUAAUGAACCAUCUCAAAAAUUAUGUUUAAGUAUAUUAUUAGAUGGUACUCAUGAUUAUGAAUCAGAAUUAUCCAAAAUGGCUGUUAAAUGUUUUUCUUAUAUCAUUAAUUUUGGUGGUAAAAUGAAUAAUAAUACGCAUUAUUGGAAAUUAAAUUUACUUAAAGUUGUUGGAUCUUUGAAUAAUAUUUUGGAUAAAUUGUUUGAUACCAUCGAUGAAGAAAAGGACGCGUCAAAAAAACUGGCGGGAUUUGAGAUGCCUCAAGCAUCAGAAAAUUAUAUUAUCGCAUUUCCAAUGUUGUUCUCAAAAUUUCAUUGUUUAAGUGAAUGUUUAAUUUCUCUUAUAAGUCUACCAACUUCUUUACCUGUACAAUUUCCUGUUAACCAGGUUACAGAGAGUAAAGAUAAACAUGAGUACUAUGUAUUAUUGUUAGGUAUUCCAUCAUUAUUCAUGCAUUGUAAUAAAAUUCUUUGUGCUGUAGUAUUAAGCGUUGGCGAACACUUGAUAAUUCAUUUACGUGUGAUUUCUUCUAUCCUGCUUAAACUUCUCAACAACUCAAAAUCAAGUUGGUUACUUAGAGUGUCAACGUAUAAUUUAAUAGAUCUUUGUAUACAAAAAUACGGAAUCAGUUUAACCAAUCUUAUAUCCUCGACAUUAUUAUCCUUUAUAAUUGAUGAUAUAAAGAUCAUACAAAAAUCUCCGUAUGAUAUCUCAAUUAGCGUUGAAACUACCGAUCAUACUAACAACAAGCAAAAGAAAUCAGGUAAGAAGAAAUCAUCAUCAUCACAAAUAACAAAUUCUGAUGUAUUUGUUAAUUCGAGUGGAUUAACAUGCUCGCAAACGAACGUAGACGUACAAUACGCUUCAUUAGAAGUUUUGAAGAGUUUAUUGAAAACAUGUGGAUCUUCAAUGCCAUCAAAUACAAAGUCAUCGUUAGAUAAUAUCCUAUUACUAAGGAUUCUUUCACAAAACAAUAAAAAUAGCUCAAACAACAGUGAAGACAAUGUAAAUAUGAAACUAUAUGAAUGUUUAUUACAUUCUGUAAUUUCUCCUUCGGAGUAUCAACCUACUCAAUCCUAUACAGAAACCGAAAGUGAAAAGGAGGACAAAGAAGACGAUAAUAAUAAGAUGAUGGUUAUAGAUCAAUCACCACAAAUAUCUUUUGAUAUUGUUACAACAGAAACAAGUUCAAAUAUAGUGGAAAGUAUGAUUAACAAGUUAAACGUUGAUGUUGAUAAAAAUGCGAAUAAGAAUUUUUUCGAUGAUAAUAGUAUAUUGGAAGUAGUCAAUAAAAGUGAUAAUAUGCUUAUAGGUAAUCGAAGUAACCGAAUUAAUAUUCAUGAACAAUCUACUUCCUCAGAAAUGAUAGAAAAUCAAAAGAAAAGAAUGCGUUCUCUUUCUCCUGUUGACAUAGAAAAAGAAAUAGCUAAGGGUCAUGAUAAUGUUUUUAAAUCUUUUAGAAUGUUUAAAGAUGAUUCUGAUGAUGAUAUGGAAAUACCUGAAAUUAUAAUGGAAGGACCUGAUUCUGAAUUUGAAGAUAAUGAAUAA
Messenger RNA from Funneliformis caledonium, 2082 nucleotides. Lineage: Eukaryota; Fungi; Glomeromycota; Glomeromycetes; Glomerales; Glomeraceae. The record is from the annotation of a GenBank genome assembly.